Molecule: messenger RNA, 2003 nt
Organism: Camponotus floridanus (Florida carpenter ant)
Lineage: Eukaryota; Metazoa; Arthropoda; Insecta; Hymenoptera; Formicidae
Gene: Zip48C
Product: zinc transporter ZIP11
Exons: 6
Coding region: 478-1548 (356 amino acids)
Biological process (GO): zinc ion transmembrane transport
Cellular component (GO): membrane
Molecular function (GO): zinc ion transmembrane transporter activity
Source: RefSeq, a predicted model, not a curated record
CCCUGCUUAUCGGCGCGAGGGAGAAAUCGAAGGCGCUCCCGCCCGCGCUCGCGCACGCAUGCUCGCCUUCGGCCCACGUAUAGAAAAGACGCGUUAUUUCGUGUGUGCGUGCGUGUGCGCGUCGCGUGUACGCACUACGCACGUCGCGCCUGCGGAUUCGGUAGCCUCUCGAUCGCACGGACGAGACGACGGACGACAUCGGUGGAGUGGCAAACAUCACAUGUGUAUCGCGCCACUCGUAGCGCCCAAGUAGUGGUGUAGCCCGGUAGCGUGGUAGUAGUGAUCCGAUGUCCGUGCAUCGGUGGUGCGCGCGCGGUGGUUGAGAUAAGCAGUGCGGGGGACUGAGUGCAUGUAGGACCGCGAGACUUGGCUCGUUCGACUGUCGCGUCCGUCAACGCACAGUUCGCCGUAAGAGACACGCGUUGCGCGUCGAUCGAAAGCGGCUCUUGCUCCCGAUGUGACGGAAGCCCGCGCGCGAUGCUCAAGAAUUACUCGCCGAUCCUCCAGGCGUUCCUCGGGACCCUGUUCACGUGGGCUCUAACCGCGGCCGGCGCCGCGCUCGUCGUCGUCAUCCGAGGCAAACAGCGUAAGCUGCUCGAUGUCAGCCUGGGGUUCGCUGCCGGCGUGAUGGUGGCUGCAAGUUAUUGGUCAUUGCUAGCACCAGCGAUCGAAAUGGCAACCGAGAGCAAGACGUACGGAGCUGAGGGCGAGUACGCGUUCGUGCCGGUCGCAGUUGGAUUUCUCGUCGGCGCGGCAUUCGUAUACGGGACGGACGUGUUGAUAUCCACCCUCGGCAUUCAGUCCCCCAAUGUGCUUUUAGCUAUGCAAUCAGUUGGUACGAAACAAAGACGCAAGAUCAUUGCGAAACUAAAGAGUGACGAGGACUUAGACAAUGAUUAUGAUCCGUUUAACGACGUACAAAUUUCCAGUGGAAAGAUGUACACUCGCGUCGAAUCGACCACGAUCGAUGGCUUCUACGAACAGAAUAGUAGACGUCGACAAAUCGCGAAUAUAAACAGAUCAUCGGAAUCGGCAGAGAUCGGAACUACAAUUUAUGAGGAUCCUAAUAACGAAGCGAAGAACAAUCAGUGGCGGAGGAUAUUACUACUCGUUGUUGCUAUUACGGUACAUAAUAUUCCUGAGGGUCUCGCGGUUGGAGUAGGCUUCGGAGCAAUAGGCAGUAGCGUAUCAGCAUCUUUUGAAAAUGCAAGAAAUCUCGCGAUCGGAAUCGGAAUACAGAAUUUUCCGGAAGGAUUGGCGGUGUCUUUGCCUCUCCAGGCCGCCGGCAUUAGUACAUUGAAGAGCUUCUGGUAUGGUCAGCUUUCGGGGAUGGUGGAACCUAUCGCCGGUGUGCUUGGCGCAGCCGGAGUGACGUUCGCCGCACCUGCACUACCUUAUGCACUUUCCUUCGCUGCCGGUGCGAUGAUCUAUGUCGUGAUCGACGACAUCAUCCCGGAAGCGCAUCAAAGUGGAAACGGCAAACUCGCUAGCUGGGCAGCUAUCGUUGGUUUCCUGGUGAUGAUGUCUCUAGAUGUUGGCCUAGGUUAAAGGUCGUCCACAAAGUAGUCAUAGUGUAUCCACGCUUUUGUAAACAUGUAAAAAUUAUGUGGCAGCGGUAACGAGUAUUUACAAUCGCGAAGGCAUGUCUUCUUGAGAUUCGCGGUGUUCACUGGACAUUGUUCGUUUUAUCGAGAGAUUCGAAAGUUAAGUGCUAGAGCGAAUAUUUCUGACUCAUCUUUUUUUAAUUCAUCGAAACAUUCUCCUUCAUCCUUAAAGACUUAGGAGAAAAUCGAAUAGUAGUGAAAUAGAAAAUAUUUCCAAUCAGACUCAAGAUGAAUUUUCCAUGAUUCCUAACGUAUUCACAGCGAGAUAGAUUUUUAUGUUAGAAAUUAUUUAAUGUUGCUGAACAUCUUCUUUAUCGUAAUAAUUACUCCAUUAUCAUUACCACACAAAUACAUGUGUGAAAAAGACCAGAUCACUUUAUUAUGAUAUAUAUAUUUAUA